CUUUGCGGGAGAUGACAGGGCUUCAAACCAGUGAAACCACCAAAGGAAAGCUUGUGUCUGUUGCGGGAGGAAACUUUGUGUGUCUGCUGCAUUCAGCACCAAUUGUUGCGCCGCUGGGCAUGGACCACGUUGUGUCCAAGGGACUUGUGUUCGUUCCCCGUUUUGUGUAGUCGCUGAGGGGCAACCUUGCAACGCCUGUCCACGCCGCUCUGAGGGAACCAUAUCUGGUCAAAGUAUUCGGUGCUGCUGUCACCCAGCCGGACAGUCCGGCUAUAAAUAGCGCUGCUGGAGCUAUUAUUCUUUAGCCUUCACAACGGAUGUGGAGUUGUCCCAGCUGCUCAUCUGACAUAUUGCAUUUCUCAUUCGGAGGCCGUUACUAAGUGUUUUUUAUUGCAGGUGUGUGGCAUCAUGUCGGUGUUGAGGAAGGAGAUGGAGAAGUACAGGGACAUCGACGAAGACGAGCUGCUCAUGAAGCUCUCGGAGGAAGAGCUGCAGCGGUUAGAAGAUGAACUGGAAGAGCUGGACCCUGACAAUGCACUAUUGCCUGCGGGGAUGCGGCAGAAAGACCAGACCAAGAAAGCACCCACAGGAACGUUCCAGAGAGACGACCUGCUGGCCCACCUGGAGAAACAAGCCAAAGAGCAUCCAGACAGAGCUGACCUAGUGCCAUUCACUGGGGAAAAAAGAGGGAAGGCCUGGGUACCUAAAAAGAUGGUGGACCCUAUUAUGGAGAAUGUAACUCUGGAGCCUGAACUUGAAGAAGCACUUGCCAGUGCUACUGAUGCUGAACUGUGUGAUAUAGCAGCCAUCCUGGGCAUGCAUACCCUGAUGAGUAACCAGCAGUACUAUGAAGCUCUGGCGAGCAGCACCAUAGUCAACAAGCAAGGCCUAAACAGUGUGAUCCAGGCCACCCAGUACAAACCAGUUCCUGAUGAGGAACCCAACUCUACUGAUUUGGAGGACACUCUGAUAAGAAUCAAAAGGAAUGAUCCUGAACUUACAGAGGUCAACCUCAACAACAUCAAGAAUAUUCCUAUCCCGACUUUGAAAGCGUACGCGCAGGCUUUAAUAGAGAACACAGUGGUGGAGAGGCUCAGUAUCAUUGGGACGAGAAGCAAUGACCCUGUAGCAUUUGCUCUAGCGGAGAUGCUCAAGGUUAACACAACACUGAAGAGCCUCAACGUUGAAUCAAACUUUAUAACGGGGACUGGAAUCAUUGCCCUCGUUGAGUCACUGCAGCAUAACAGGACACUAGUUGAGCUCAGGAUUGACAAUCAGAGCCAGCCAUUAGGCAAUAAAGUGGAGAUGGAGAUAGCCACCAUGUUGGAGAAAAAUACAACAUUGCUGAAGUUCGGCUACCAUUUCACCCAGCAGGGCCCACGCCUCCGAAGCUCCAAUGCCAUGAUGAACAACAAUGACCUUGCCCGGGUUGUCAGGUCCGAAUCCGAUGGCUCCUUUACCCUCACUUUAUCAGUCCCUGAGCUGGAACGUGCCUUUGGGAAAAAGUUCAAGUCAAAGACUAAUGCGAAAGAGAAGGCUUGAAGGAGGACCCAUCCUCCCCAAGUGUCGGACAAAUGUGUAGGAACCGCUUUCGCCCUCCUCACAUUUACCAGCCCUCUUGUUUUGCCUUCCGCCGGCCCUCUUUCCAAAGCCCCUUGUGACCUCCAGUUGAACUCAAAGGGUUUGACAGCCUCUCCCAAUGACCUUGGACAUCUCCAAUAUUCAAGAGCAAUUCAAGUUUCAAAGAAAGAAAAAAAACUCAUCUAGAACUUUUUAAAACGUUGAUUUUUCAAGGAUGAAAGUGGUUUGAUGGAACUUGCACCAUCAAGUGCAUGCUAAAGGAGACAUAAUGGAUUAUCAAGUGCUUAUGUGUUGGGAUGUUUUAAUUGUGCAAACUAAUCAUACCUUUAGUGUCUUGACUUCCUGAACUGUCCCUAAAUGAUCUGAAACAGCCAGUUCUGGCAAUCCCUCUUUCUGCUGUUGUACUGAGUGUAUUUAAAUGAUCAUUAUUAAUAUUAUCCAUAUGUUGUAAAUGACUAAUUUGGACAUUGUUACCUACACGUCUCUCUUUGGUCAGAAUUGCAUUGGUAGCAAUAACCGUCAAAAAUUUAAAAAUGACCUAUACGCGUCAACUAUUCCAUAUUUACUUGAUUGUGUAAAUUUACUCUGAAUCAUGGGUAUUAUAUUUUUUGCAUCUUGGAACACACUGAGUGGGAUAGAAUUUACUGUUAUGCUAUAAGAUAACAGUGGAACCUCCAAAGCAGGGACGUCAGAAGACUUUUUUUAAGCACUCAUAAAAAGUCAGAAAUAGCGCUUUAAACUAUAUAUAAUUAAACCAAAAUAAAAAUUUCUGUAAAAAAGUUUUUGUUUGUUUGUUUUUCAGCCAUCACUAUUUAAAAUCAAAAUUGGGACAUCCCUUGUUAAUCGCUAAUUCACCUCUGCUCACUUCUUUCUACACUUUGCUGCUCUCCUUUGUCUGGACUGAAACAAAGAUAUAUCACUGUAAUUGUUAUGCAAUUAAUCAGUGUUUCUCAACUGUUAGGUUGUCAUCUAGAAGUAGUUUAUGUCGCCUGCCUAGGUGGGUUACCUAGCUUGCCUCUCUCAUUCCUUCUUGCUUUUCUUAUCCUUUCUGCGAGCGAAUACCUUUCUAAUAUCCAUUUGCUAGGGUAAUGUUGUUUGAGUCAAAUAGAAAUAAAACAUGAAACAUCUUGUUUCACAUUACAGGGACUGCAAACAAAUAAAAUGCUCUUAAACCAGCUGGAAAUUAUGGUGAGCACGCAUACAAAAUUGUUAGAGGUUGUAUCCCAAAAACCGGUAAUUCAUUCGUACGGAUUGAUUCUAUCCAUUUUGGUCAUAUAAAUAAAUGGCAUCACUUAUUGAUACAGUUCAAACAAAUAUCAAUAUAUAGAAACACAAUAUUAGACAGAGUUCUUUGGUGAGAGCCUCUCACUCAAAUCGCAAUUAAUUGUCAAUGAUUCCAUAGCCAGUUAGCUAAAAGAUGGCAGCUAAUCUGCUACUUCAAUUUGCGAACAGAGUAGUUUACCACCAUUAACGCCUGAUAGUAAUGAGUAAAGUUUAACCAUUUGAAUUUACAAUUCAUUGGAAUAGGUAACCACACAACCAUCAACGCAGAGUUAAAAACGAACAGCAGGGAUGGGCGGUUUAUCGGACACUAACCUGUAAAGCAAAUGGGAAGAUGUCAUUUACACUCUUGAAUUGAUGAUUGGCAAUUUAGCACAUGAGCCGUAAUAUUGAUGCUGCAUUGACAUGGUGUCUAUAAAAAGCGCCAGUUACUGAACUGGUGAUGUAUGUUGGAGCAUUAAGAUAGGCUGCACUUCUUUGUAGCAACAAUGUUUUUAUCCCACAUUACGACUUAACAACACAUCAGAACAAUUUUCCAAACUUGGGAACUCAGACCUCCUGAACACGAACACCUGAAUGCAGCAUAUCCCCCGAAAGUGCUUUGCGGAAGUAUCAAAUCAUCUAUCAACUCAUAUGCCUAACAGCCAAAGUUACGUGCAUAAAUUACCAUAUUAAGGAGCCAUGUGCAGAUUGUGUAUAUGGAGUGAAUAGAGUGAUAUGACCAUAUUAAUUAUGCGCAUUCUCUAGAUUAUUCUAUGUAGACUUAAAACACCAAAGUAUUUUUUUUACCAGUGAAAUUUAUACUGGAGUACUGCAGAUCAAUACAGGGUCAUGUGCCCCAGUGAAAUAUGUCUGGCGACGCCCAUGUUGCAAAGUCAAAACGUACCAAAAAGUGUGUUUGUCUUGAUGGAGGCCAUUUUAGGGUGGAUCCCAACUCGUAUCCAAAAUCACAGAAUACAUGAAACAAUAUGCUUCAAAAGUCCGACAAAAUAAAAACGGUAAGAUUUCCGCUCCUUGAGCAUCCAGAGAAACUGAAAAGAUUGUAUUACACUUUGGAGGCUCCAUUGAUUUUGAAUGACAUACACUGUAUUACACUUUGGAGGCUCCAUUGAUUUUGAAUGACAUACACACAAGGUUUCAGUUCGAUUACAUGGUAAGGUUUUUCUUCAAGCUAGGACAUUUACCAAACAUACAGUGGUAUGAAAAAGUAUCUAAACCUUUUGGAAUGUCUCACAUUUCUGCAUAAAAUCACCAUCAAAUGUGAUCUGAUUUUUGUCAAAAUCACACAGAUGAAAAAACAGUGCUUGAACUAAAACCACCCAAACAUUUGUAGGUUUUCAUAUUUUGAUGAGGAUAGUAUGCAAACAAUGACAGAAGGGGGGGGGGGAUAAGUAGGUGAACCAUCACAUUUGAUGUUUUGUGCCCCCAUCCCCCUUUGGCAGCAAUAACUUCAACCAGACACUUCCUGUAGAUCAGUCUGGCACAUCGAUCAGGACAAAUUUUGGCCCAUUCUUCUCACAAAACUGCUGUAGUUCAGUCAGAUUCCUGGAAUGUCUGGCAUGAAUCGCUGUCUUUAGGUCAUGCCACAGCACCUCAAUGGGUUAAAGUCUGGACUUUGGGUUGGCCACUCCAGAAUGUGUAUUUUGUUCUUCUGAAACCAUUUUGAGGUUGGUUUACUUGUGUGUUUUGGAUCAUUGUCUUGUUGCAGCAUCCAUCCUCUUUUUAGUUUCAACUGUCUGACAGAUGGCCCCAGUUUUUCCUGCAAAACAUCCUGAUAAACUUUUGAAUUCAUUCUUCCAUGAAUGAUUGCAAGUUGUCCAAGCCCUGAGACAGGAAAACAGCCCCAAAUUAUGAUGCUCCCUCCACCAUGCGUCACGGUGGGGAUGAGAUGUUGAUGGUUUUGAGCUGUUCCAUUUUUCCUCUACGCAUGACAUUGUGUAUUACUACCAAACACUUCAACUUUGUCCACAAAAUAUUUUGCCGAAACUUCUGUGGAGUGUCCAAGUGCCUUUUUGCGAACAUUAAACGAGCAAGAAUGUUUUUUUUAGACUGCAGUGGCUUCCUCCGUGGAGUCCUCCCAUGAACACCAUUCUUGGCCAUAAUUUUAUAUAUAGUUGAUGUGUGCACAGAGAUAUUGGACUGUGCCAGUGAUUCUGUAAGUCUUCAGCACACACUCUGGGGUUCUUUUUUACCUCUCUGAGAAUUCUGCGCUGAACUCUUGGCGUCAUCUUUGGUGGACGGCCACUCCUUGGGAGGGAAGCAACAGUGACAAACUCUCUCCAUUUGUAGACAACUUCUGACUGCCGACUGAUGAACUUUCAGACUUUUAGAGAUGGUUUUGUAUCCUUUCCCAGCUUUAAACAAAUCAGCAAUCCUUGAUCGCAGAUCUUCAGACAGCUCUUUGGAAGAGCCACAAUGCUUCUCAUCAAGACAAUUCUUACCAGGUGUGUGUUAUAUAGUGGGCAGGGCAGCUUUUAACCACUCCUCGGAGAUUUGGCACACACGUGAUUUCAAUUUUGUUGGUAGAAAUUGGUUUUAAUUGCUCUUUAAGUCUCCUUAUGCAGAGGGUUCACUUAGUUAUUUUCCCCCUUCUGUCACUGUUUGCAUGUUAUCCUCAUUAAAAUAUGAACACCUAUGUAUGUUUGGAUUGUUUUAGUUAAAGCAGACAUUGUUUUUACAUUUGUGUGAUUUUGACAAAGAUAGAUCACAUUUGAUGGUGAUUUUAUGCAGAAAUGUUAGAAAUUUCAAAAGGUUCAGUUACUUUUUCAUACCACUGUAGAUUGUAUUACACUUUGGAGGUUCCAUUGAUUUUGAAUGACAUACACAAGGUUUCAGUUCGAUUACAUGGUAAGGUUUUUCUUCAAGCUGGGACAUUUACCAAACAUAAGAAAGUAGGUAUUAUGUAUGCAGCCCAUACUUUCCUAAACUUUCAUACAGGUCCUGUUUGUUGUCAUUCUUUAACGAAGUUUAAACAUGAGCUUUAGAAUGAGAUGCCUGACUGAUGAUCACAGGCACAAAUACAACCAAGUUUGGAGUGUUCCACUCAAAAGACAAAUUUGGCCAUAGCGCAAACACAAAAUUCUGAUCGGGUGGGCAGAUACACUUCACUGAUGUCAAGUUUAAAUAGAUGAAGUUCAAACAAGCUUUGAAGCAGCUGCAAAUACGGUUUUAAUUGGACCCUUUGGACAUUUUAAGUGUGUCAUUGCACUGAUCCCGGUUUGAUCCUUAAAUGUUCUUUUCACCAAACAUUGUCUUUGAUUACCAACUAGAAACCACAAGUAAUCUACUUCAGUGCUGAGAAUUUGACAACAUUUGUAUUCGGACAAGAAGGGAAGUGCAGCUGUACGCAACUUUAGGAAGAGUCAGAAACAUAGCUUGCUUGCUAAACUUAAAAUAUUUAUUGCUGUUUGGAGUAUCUGGAGAAACGGGCAGUAAACAAGGAUGUAAACAUUUGUGUCCGA
Corythoichthys intestinalis (scribbled pipefish) is the source of this 6323-nucleotide messenger RNA. RefSeq names its product tropomodulin 1 (gene tmod1). Gene Ontology annotation, cellular component: myofibril; striated muscle thin filament; cytoskeleton. The record is from RefSeq and is a predicted model, not a curated record. Lineage: Eukaryota; Metazoa; Chordata; Actinopteri; Syngnathiformes; Syngnathidae. Gene Ontology annotation, biological process: myofibril assembly; actin filament organization; muscle contraction. The transcript is spliced from 12 exons. Gene Ontology annotation, molecular function: tropomyosin binding. Bases 409 to 1542 code for a protein of 377 amino acids.